Messenger RNA from Paramecium sonneborni, 542 nucleotides. NCBI's taxonomy places the organism in Eukaryota, Ciliophora, Oligohymenophorea, Peniculida, Parameciidae. The record is from the annotation of a GenBank genome assembly.
UAUAAAUUGUGAUGUAAGAAUUAGAAGAGCUAUUAUAAAAGCCAGAAAUUUAUCAAAAUUUAUCUUUGUUUAAGGAUUUUUUAAAAGGUGUCAAGAAAUUGUGUGAUUAAUUUGAGGAAAAAAUUAAAAUGAUACCUAAGGAAGAAUAAAACGAAAAUGAAGAUGAUAUAAAAAGGAAAAAGAGAAUUGAAAAAUAAAUAUUGAAAAAACAAAAACAGAGAAGUAUACAGAAAUAAUAAAUGACAUCAUAAAAAGCAGGUUAAAGUAAUUUUUAAGAUUUAAAUAGCUAAAGGAUCUUUUGAAAUAGAGGAUAGUCAGAUUUAAAAAUCAAGAGUAAGAAUACUAUUUAUAUUAAUAGUAAUUAGACAAUGAAAAAUUUGAUAUUUAAUAACUUAAUUAAGAAUUCGAAUUAGACUAAAAUAAGAAAAAGCAGUAAAAAAUUACUAAGGCCGAUAUAAAAAGAGAAGAAGAGGCUGAAAGAAGAUUAUAAGAUGAUGAUUCUUUUGGUGGAAAUAUUGUAUAAGAAUAUUCAUGAGUUUAUA